AUGGCAACUGUAACUGCUGCUACACCUGACGGAACAACAGCAACUGUCUUAAAGAGAUUUUUGUUUUUGGGUCCAACAGGAGUGGGUAAAUCCAAAAUGAUUAACUGCUGCUAUAAUCGUAGUGUGGAGAAAUCAUUGUUGGAAACUCCAGCUGGUGUUGGUACUAUAGAUAGUAUAAUUGGUACAACAUCAUCUAUUUCAAAUUAUGUUGAUCAAAGGAAUAAAAUUGUAUACGUAGAUACAGUUGGAUAUGGUGAUGUUCGUUUUCAUCAGAAUACACAAUCAUUUCUUUUAUUUUUUCGUGAAUUAAUAUGUUAUUCAUCCAUUGGAUAUAACUGGAUAUUUCUUGUCAUUCGUUUUUCUCAAAUGAGUCAGGAUACAUUAGUUUAUAUACAAAGUCUCGAAGCAUUACUUGGUGAAAAAGCAUUUUCACGCUGUACGAUUGUAUUUACAAAUUGUAAACAACCAAAUAUGACUCGUGAACGAUGUAUCGAAGCCAACAAACAACAUACCGAAAUUGUAGCUAUAUUAAGGAAAGUAAACAAUGUCAUUUUUGGCGAUAUGGAUACAGAUGAUGUAUUGGCUGAUUCUGAUAGCAACAGCGAUGAAGAUGAAACUAAUGAAAACAUUCGACAGAAACAAAUGAAAAAGCGGACAAAGUUUAUGCAAAGAAUGCUGCUUCAGAUGGAUCAAAUAGACGAAAAAACAUUGACUCUUGAAAAAGACUGGUAUCAAUACUACAAGACAAAAUUUACAACCUUUAUGGGCUAUAUAUGGGAGAAAAUCGUUGGAAAACCAAAUGAAUUGAGUAAAUUGUAUAAGCUGACUGUUGGUCUAAGAAAAGAUAUACCAGUCACAAUUUAUUAUGAGGAAUGUUCAAUAUGUCUUGAAUUAAUUGUUGAAAUCGUAGAUCAUACUCCGAAAGCUUGCAUUACAAAAUGGGGUCAUAUUUUUCAUUAUGACUGUUUGAAACGAUCAUUUGAGGAACAAAAGAAAUGUCCCAAUUGUCGAACAGAUUUAAGAAGUCUUCCCGAGAGAGUGACGGGCUUGCUUAUUGGCAUAAAAGAAAUUCAAGAACCACUGAAAUCAAACGCAUAA
Molecule: messenger RNA, 1098 nt
Organism: Rotaria sordida
Lineage: Eukaryota; Metazoa; Rotifera; Eurotatoria; Philodinida; Philodinidae
Source: the annotation of a GenBank genome assembly